Eptesicus fuscus (big brown bat) is the source of this 1777-nucleotide messenger RNA. It is a transcript of the gene PHF19, whose product is annotated as PHD finger protein 19. The coding region runs from base 1 to 1743 and encodes 580 amino acids. The transcript has 14 exons. The record is from RefSeq and is a predicted model, not a curated record. Lineage: Eukaryota; Metazoa; Chordata; Mammalia; Chiroptera; Vespertilionidae. Gene Ontology annotation, biological process: regulation of DNA-templated transcription; chromatin organization. Gene Ontology annotation, molecular function: chromatin binding; DNA binding. Gene Ontology annotation, cellular component: nucleus.
AUGGAGAGUCGAGCUCUGGACCCAGGGACUCGGGACUCCUAUGGUGCCACCAGUCACCUCCCCAACAAGGGGGCCCUGGCAAAAGCCAAGAACAACUUCAAAGACCUGAUGUCCAAGCUGACGGAGGGCCAGUAUGUGCUGUGCCGGUGGACAGAUGGACUGUAUUACCUUGGGAAGAUCAAGAGGGUCAGCAGUUCCAAGCAGAGCUGCCUUGUGACUUUUGAAGAUAAUUCCAAAUACUGGGUCCUGUGGAAGGACAUACAGCAUGCUGGCGUUCCGGGGGAGGAGCCCAAGUGUAACAUCUGCCUGGGGAAGACAUCAGGGCCUUUGAAUGAGAUCCUCAUCUGUGGCAAGUGUGGCCUGGGUUACCACCAGCAGUGCCACAUCCCCAUAGCAGGCAGUGCCGACCGGUCCCUGCUCACACCUUGGUUCUGCCGACGCUGCAUCUUCGCGCUGGCUGUGCGGAAAGGCGGCGCGGUGAAGAAGGGCGCCAUCGCCAGGACGCUGCAGGCGGUGAAGAUGGUGCUCUCCUACCAGCCCGAGGAGCUCGAGUGGGACUCGCCCCACCGCACCAACCAGCAGCAAUGCUACUGCUACUGCGGCGGGCCCGGAGAGUGGUACCUGCGGAUGCUGCAGUGUUACCGGUGCAGGCAGUGGUUCCACGAGGCUUGCACCCAGUGCCUCAAUGAGCCCAUGAUGUUUGGAGACCGGUUCUACCUGUUCUUCUGCUCCGUGUGUAACCAGGGCCCAGAAUACAUUGAGAGGCUACCCCUGCGAUGGGUGGAUGUAGUUCACCUGGCCCUCUACAACCUGGGGGUGCAGAGCAAGAAGAAGUACUUUGACUUUGAGGAGAUUCUGGCCUUUGUCAACCACCACUGGGAGCUCCUGCAGCUUGGCAAGCUCACCAGCACCCCCGUGACGGACCGAGGACCGCAUCUCCUCAAUGCGCUGAACAGUUACAAAAGCCGGUUCCUCUGUGGCAAGGAGAUCAAGAAGAAGAAGUGCAUCUUCCGCCUGCGCAUCCGCGUCCCGCCCAACCCGCCAGGGAAGCUGCUGCCUGACAAGGGCCUGGUGCCCACUGAGUAUGGCACCUCCUCUGAGCUGCGUAAGAGAGGAAAGAGCAAGCCUGGGUUGUUGCCUCACGAAUUCCAGCAGCAGAAAAGGCGAGUUUAUAGAAGAAAAAGAUCAAAGUUUUUGCUGGAAGAUGCUAUUCCCAGUAGCGACUUUACCUCGGCCUGGAGCACCAACCACCACCUGGCCAGCAUAUUUGACUUCACGCUGGAUGAAAUUCAGAGUUUAAAGAGUGCCAGCUCAGGCCAGACCUUCUUCUCAGACUUGGACUCCACGGAUGCUGCCAGCACCUCUGGCUCCGCCUCCACCAGCCUCUCCUAUGACUCCAGACGGACAGUGGGCAGCCGGAAGAGGAAGCUGGCAGCCACAGCGUACACGCCACUGCGGGCAAAGCGGCGGGCAGCCGAGCUGAGUGGACGCUGCCCCUCGGACAGUGGGGCCGAGGGGGCUUCGGGCCCCGAGCGGGCAGACGAAAGCAUUGACAGCCACACGUUUGAGAGCAUCAGCGAGGACGACUCAUCCCUGUCCCACCUCAAGUCAUCCAUCACUAACUACUUUGGCGCGGCUGGGCGGCUGGCCUGUGGGGAGAAGUACCAGGUGCUGGCUCGGAGGGUCACGCCUGAGGGCAAGGUCCAGUACCUGGUGGAGUGGGAAGGGACCACCCCUUACUGACUAGCCCGCAGGGGGUGCCGGGAGCCCUGGCAGC